Ooceraea biroi (clonal raider ant) is the source of this 1516-nucleotide messenger RNA. Its product is annotated as angio-associated migratory cell protein. NCBI's taxonomy places the organism in Eukaryota, Metazoa, Arthropoda, Insecta, Hymenoptera, Formicidae. Gene Ontology annotation, molecular function: protein binding. The record is from RefSeq and is a predicted model, not a curated record.
UAUGACAGUUUCUCCAAUGAGCGUAGUAUCACGUGUUGCAGUAUACUCCGAAAUGCGAAUGCAAUAUAGAAAUGUAAUAUAGAAGAUUUUAACUUUCUCCAUUUCUCCAUUUAAUAUUUUAGUGUAAAAGGUACGUUGAUGCAAGAAUUUUACUAAGGAAAAAAUUAGACAAGAAAAUGUUGCACGACGAUACUCCACCGCUAUCGUCCGAUUCUUCGGACGAUGAAAUGCUGAUGGAAGACUAUGCAUAUGAAGUUAUCGACGUAGACGAAGCGGGCGGUGAAAUUGAAGAUUUAUCAGACAAUGAAAACGACACAGAUGUGCCAAUGGGGAAUUCUACGCAGGACGAAGAUGCUGCGUACAUUUUCCGCGGUCACAAUGACAAAUCCUCGGUGUUCUGCUGCUCAUUGAGCAAGAACAAUGAGCUUGCGGCAACAGGAAGCGAAGAGGACAAGGCGUUAGUUUGGAACACCGUCUCUGGUGAAAUUCUCUUCGAGUGCACCGGUCACAAGGACAGUGUCAUAUUUGUUGGAUUCAAUUUUAAUGACACGUAUCUGGCAAGCGCCGACAUGGCUGGUACAAUAAAGUUGUGGCAAGUAAGAGACAAAGCCUGCAUCUGGGACACCAGCCUGGACGACAUCGAUUGGAUGAAAUGGCACGAUUCUGCAAAUGUGUUGUUAGCAGCUGUGCAGACUGGAGAGGUGUACAUGUUCAAAAUGCCAGAGGGCACGUGUAGAGUUUUCCCGCAAGUACAUGGCGAUCGGGCACAGACCGGCGUGAUUCUUCCAGAUGGUAAGCGCAUCGCGUUGGGGUACCUCAGUGGCAUGAUACGUGUGUUAGACUUGAGAACGGGUACUGCAUUGUCCACUGUGGAGAAAGAUCCGACUGGAUUGCACAGACACUCGAAUUGCAUCACCAGUCUCGACUGUUAUACGGAUAAUAAUCUGUUAAUCUCUACGUCGGUGAACGGCAAAACCAUGUUGAGCUCAGCGAAUAACGGGAAGGUAAUUUCCAUACUUCAAGAUCUGAAUGCUAACAAAGGAAUAAGCAACCCCGAACUGAACAAUUUCAGCGUAGAAGUUGCAGCUUUCUGCAAAGAUCCUACGUUCCCCGUCGCUGCGACUGGCACAAUCGAGAAUUCAAGCGGAAAAGUAUAUAUCUGGGAUAUCCCGAGACAGGUCCUUAGACAAGAGAUUUUCCAAGAGGGGGGCGUCACAAGACUAGCUUGGACCAGCACGUCAAUAUUAUUUACGACCGGUUUGGAUGGUGUCUUACGAUCUUUCGACGCGAGAGCAGGUAGUUGCCUCAGAUCGUUCUCGGGCCACAAAGGAGUCAUACUGGAUCUGUACAUAUCUCGGGACGAGAAGAAGGCCUUGACCGUUUCCGACGAUUCCACCGCCAGAAUUUUCGACAUUUCGUCCAUACCAGUAACAUAAUGCGAGACAAAUGUUGCACUAUUACUUGCAUAUAUUUACAAAAGUUCUUUAUAAAUUAUAAACAAAUCUUUGGUUUUUUA